Molecule: messenger RNA, 1638 nt
Organism: Entrophospora sp. SA101
Lineage: Eukaryota; Fungi; Glomeromycota; Glomeromycetes; Entrophosporales; Entrophosporaceae
Source: the annotation of a GenBank genome assembly
AUGUUUUCUUCAAACGAUAUCCGUGUAGUGGUUUCUAUAGAUUUUGGUAGCACUUAUUCGGGAUAUGCAUAUUCAAAUAAAACACAUCCACAAAUCAUUACAAAUUCUGCAUGGCCAGGUUUAAUUGGAAAAUUCAAGAUUAAUACAGUAUUGCAAUAUGAUGAAAAUUUUAAAAAUGUUAAAUAUUGGGGACACCAAGCUUUAUCAAAGAAACCAUCUGGCAACAACACAAUUGAUGAUAAUAGUGAUAGCAAAGAUGAAGAUCAAAUAGUUGAAUUAUUUAAAUUACAUUUAAGUGAAAAGAUACCAGUAGAAGAACAACCUAAAUUACCAGAUGGGUUAGAUUCCACUAAAGCAAUCACUGAUUAUCUUCAUAUCAUUGGUAGUUGGCCUGGUAUAAAUUUCAAGAAAAAUGUAUUAUUGAUUCUCACCGUUCCAUCUGAAUGGUCUGAACAAGCAAAGCAUACAAUGAGAAAGUGUGCUUAUGAUGCAAAAUUAACAAACAUUAAAAGUUCUUCGCAUUUACAAAUUAUCACUGAACCUGAAGCUGCAGCGAUAUAUUGUAGGAAAUUAAUGAGAAAGAAAUUUUUUAGAAUUACUGGAAAAAAAUAUUUAAUUGUUGAUUGUGGUGGAGGUACAGUUGAUUUGACCAUGCGUCAAUUAUUACCAAAAAAUCGACUUGGAGAAGUUACAGAAUGUUCUGGAGAUUUGUGUGGUGGAUCGUUUGUUGAUUUGGAAUUUGUUAAAUAUAUUGGUAGAAAGGUUGGUGUCAAUGCAAUAAAAUCAUUAAAAGAAAAAAAGUAUGGACAAUAUCAAUAUAUGAUUCAAAGAUUUUGUGACAACGUCAAGUUUAAAUUUGAUGGUGGAGAUGAGGAUGUUGAAUAUGAUUUUGAUAUUGAAGAAAUUUGUCCUGCACUUAAGGAUUAUAUAGCUGACUCACAAAAGGAUCAAUUGAAAGAAGAUGAAUGGCUUAUCAACUUAGAUUAUGAAACUAUCAAAUCAUUUUUUGAUCCUGUCAUUGGCAGGAUAAUUAGAUUGAUACGCAGUCAAUUAGAGGCAAGCAAUGGUGAUUGUUCAGCAAUAUUUUUGGUUGGUGGAUUUAGUGAAUCACUUUACUUAAAAAAAAGAAUUAAAGAAGAAUUUAAAAAGAAACAAUAUGUUUCUAUUGUUUCGGUACCCUCUGAGCCAGCAUGUGCCAUUGUGAGAGGAGCAGUCGAGUAUGGGUUGAAUAAAGAUGUGAUAAAGAAUAGGGUGUUGAAAUAUAAUUAUGGGAUAGUUGUUAAAAAACCUUGGACUUGUGAGUUUCCGGUUGCAAGGCGUGAAGAAUGUGGAAACGUAAGAUUAAUGCGUUGGAUGGCUACUAAAGGUCAACAAGUUAAAGUUGGUCAGAAAUUUUCUACAUAUUUUAGAAUGUCCCAUGAAUAUCAAACACAUGUAAUUGUGGAUUUGUAUAUAUCAGAUAAUAUUACAACAUAUAGUGAUGAGCCUGGUGUUUACAAGUUGGGAAAAUUUACAGUAGAAGUGCCUGAUGUUCAUUUAGGAAAAAAUAGACGUACCGAAUAUGAACUUUGUUUUGAUCAAGAUGAAAUUACUGCAACUACUAAGACUCAUAAUGGUAACUCGAUAAGUCGGUCGUGA